Molecule: messenger RNA, 380 nt
Organism: Arabidopsis thaliana (thale cress)
Lineage: Eukaryota; Viridiplantae; Streptophyta; Magnoliopsida; Brassicales; Brassicaceae
Product: keratin-associated protein
Exons: 2
Coding region: 42-305 (87 amino acids)
Source: RefSeq, marked reviewed
GACAAAUCUUAACAAGAGAAAAAAACAAAACAAAAAGGAAGAUGUCGAGUAUGAAUAUGAUCAAGAUAACAAUGAUGAUGGCUUUGGUACUAAUGGGCGUGAGAGCAACGACUGUAACUCAGUCUCAAGAAACAGACCGCAAGUUCGAGUGUCACAGCAUGAACCAUAUAGCUUGGAAUAAUGGAAUGUACUGGAACCCAAAGAUGUGUUAUUUUAUUUGCUCUGGACCUUGUGGUAAAGACAAUAACUGUCGCCAACGUUGUAAGAAAUGUUGUCAUUGGCGGUGCAUGGGUCCAUCUUGUUGAAGAUUUUAGAUUCAUGGGUCUUAGACUUGUGGAAAUUUUGGUGUAUUACUUUUCUUGUUAUUUGACACACUAAAA